Messenger RNA from Zingiber officinale, 1314 nucleotides. Its product is annotated as ribosomal RNA small subunit methyltransferase, mitochondrial-like. Gene Ontology annotation, cellular component: mitochondrial matrix. The transcript has 2 exons. Gene Ontology annotation, biological process: rRNA methylation. Gene Ontology annotation, molecular function: rRNA (adenine-N6,N6-)-dimethyltransferase activity. The coding region runs from base 63 to 1196 and encodes 377 amino acids. The record is from RefSeq and is a predicted model, not a curated record. Lineage: Eukaryota; Viridiplantae; Streptophyta; Magnoliopsida; Zingiberales; Zingiberaceae.
CGGACGACUAUAAAGGGGUAGAAGGCUAUUCCAAUGACCAGCCUUAACCUCCUCUCCCCUCGAUGUGGCGACGAGCACUUCGCCGGCGGCUUCACUUCGCCGCUUGCUUUCCUCCCCUUCUCCCUCUCCAGUCCCACCUCCAUCUCAACUUCCGCACCAAAGCCGCUCGCCUCUGCCUCGACGACGACGACGACGACCGCUGCGAUCGGAGAACCGCCCGUGGCGGCGAGCCGUGGGACCGUUCCUUCCGCCUCGACAAAGGCCGCGGCCAGCACCUGCUUACCAACCCCCGCGUCCUCGACUCCAUCGCCCGCCUCGCCUGCCUCCGCCUCUCCGACACCGUCCUUGAGAUCGGCCCCGGCACAGGCAACCUCACCGUCCGCCUCCUCCAGUCCGCCCGCAGGGUCGUCGCCGUCGAGAUCGAUCCCCGAAUGGUCGAAUCCCUCCUUUCUCGCGUGUCUGGCCUCGGUCUCGAUGACCGCCUUACGGUUAUCACUGGAGACGCGCUGAGGACCGAGUUCCCAGAGUUCGACAUUUGUGUCGCUAACAUACCUUACGGGAUCUCGUCGCCUCUCAUCGCGAAGCUUCUCUAUGGAUCGGGCAGGCAGUCGGGCUUCAGGAGCGCGGUGCUUCUCCUACAAAAGGAGUUCGCGAAGCGUCUAGUGGCCACUCCAGGUGACUCGGAGUUCAAUCGCUUGGCUGCCAAUGUUAGGCUGGUUGCCACUGUCGAGAUGCUUAUGAAUGUGAGCAAGAAAGAUUUCGUGCCCUGCCCUAAGGUGGACUCCGCUCUGGUGCGAAUCCAGCCGAGGAAUGAUGUGCCCGAGGUCGAUCUGGGCGAAUGGUUGGGUUUCACUCGCACUUGCUUCACUAAGAAGAACAAAACUCUCGGUGCCAUCUUCAAGCAAAAGAAGAUGAUAGCCGAGUUGUAUAAGAAAUCAAAGUCCGAAACCAAACCGAGUAAGCUUUUGGUACAUGAGGAAGAGGAUUAUGAUGGCGAUGGUGAUAGCCAUGAUGAGAAUGAUGUUACUGAUGAUUUUCCUGAGCUGGAUGUAUCUGAAGCGGUUCAGUUUAAAGAGAAGAUUAAUGGAAUAUUGAAAUCUGUGGGAUAUGAAGGGAAGAGGCCUUCCAAGUUAUCCAAUGCAGAUUUUUUGCAUCUUCUUCAGCUUUUCAAUCAAGAGGGCAUUCUGUUUCGAUAGCUCCAAUUAAGACUUAAAUCUGUGUUUUGACUACAAGUUCAAUUUGGUGACUGUGUUUUCUUUUGUUUUCAAUCACUGCACUAAAGGAACUAAGGAAGUUUGGUAGUUCCAUCUUCAA